AUGAAUGUGUUGGGAGUGGUUAAUCAAAAUGUUGAGUUUCUCUAUUGCUUAGAUGGGUGGGAGGGUUCAGCUCAUGAUGGGAAGGUGCUUAGGGAUGCUUUGUUAAGGCCAAAUGGGCUACGAGUUCCCAAAGGUGGGACAGCUGUUGGUCGAUGUACAGGUGGUAUAUCUGAUGGUCCACCAUCACCUGAAUCUGUCGUGGACUUGGAUGGAUUUGGGUUUGACUCACCAAUUGACGUGGAUUCUCAAAGGACCACAGAGAUCAUGAAUGACUUAAUCAACGAAGGUAUUGAGCUGCAACAUCCUGCCUUUUCACCUCCGUUUGAAGUAGUAGGCGCUCCAGCCACCAAGAUUCAGCCUUGUAGACCAAAGAAUGCAGCUGCCAACAACAAAUCUGCUAAGAAGAAGGCAAAAAGGAUUGAAAUUAACACUGAUGAAGCUAUAGUUAAUGUGUCAUCCCAACUUGGUGAGCUGAAGCCAAUAAUCUUCAAGGCUGUGGAAGCUCUUGGCUCCAUAAUAGGUGAUCGUGAUGGUGACAAAAGUAAGCAAGUUGUUUUGAUCAAGGAGAUAGGGAAAAUUGGAGGACUCACUCGUGACCAAGUCAUUGAUGCUGCUAUGGCUUUAGUGGACAACGAGCCAAAGACUCGACUUUUCUAUGCCCUAGAGAGCGAGGAAGACCGGUGCUACUUCAUCAAGAGCUUGCUACGUUGA
Messenger RNA from Linum tenue, 711 nucleotides. Lineage: Eukaryota; Viridiplantae; Streptophyta; Magnoliopsida; Malpighiales; Linaceae. The record is from the annotation of a GenBank genome assembly.